Messenger RNA from Carcharodon carcharias (great white shark), 4494 nucleotides. It is a transcript of the gene vps8, whose product is annotated as VPS8 subunit of CORVET complex. Lineage: Eukaryota; Metazoa; Chordata; Chondrichthyes; Lamniformes; Lamnidae. Gene Ontology annotation, molecular function: protein binding. The record is from RefSeq and is a predicted model, not a curated record. The transcript is spliced from 48 exons. Bases 55 to 4332 code for a protein of 1425 amino acids. Gene Ontology annotation, biological process: protein targeting to vacuole; endosomal vesicle fusion; vesicle-mediated transport. Gene Ontology annotation, cellular component: HOPS complex; CORVET complex; late endosome.
GGGGGGGGCGGCGGCCCGGAUCCGGCGGCGGGGGGAGGAGGGAGGAGGAGGAGGAUGGCGGAGUCGCCUGAGACCCGGAGCCUGGCUUCGGCCUCCUCGCAGCUCAACCUGGCCGAGGCGGAGGGGAUUGAUGACAAGGAGUUUGAUAUUCCCCAAGUCGAUACUCCACCUACUCUAGAAAGCAUAUUGAACGAGACAGAAGAUGAAGAUGAAUCAUUUAUAUUGGAGGACCCAGCUCUCUUGAACAUGGAUAACAUUGAUACGCACUCGGGUGAAACCUCGUCUCUUGCUAGUUCAGAUAGUGGAGACAGGACGAACUUAAAACGAAGGAAAAAAGCUUCAGAUGUCAGCUCAAGCGUUCCUGGUUCGGUUGUCCGGCGGUCAGUCCUUAAAGGGGUUUCUGCGCAAGUUGUGUCUGCAGCAGAUAGAGUAGAUGCAGGAUUGCCCACUGCUGUUGUUGUAUCAAAUGUAAUAGCAGUGGGAACGUCACAUGGACUGGCGCUUGUAUUUGGAAAAGAUCCAAAUCAGGCCCUGCGCCUGUGUCUGGGGAGCACAGCAGUUGGGGCUCAGUAUGGAGCUGUAUCUGCCCUUAGUAUCAACAGCGACUGCACUCGGCUCCUCUGUGGGUUUGCUAAAGGGCAGAUUACCAUGUGGGAUUUGGCAAAUGGCAAGUUACUGAGAACAAUAACUGAUGCUCAUCCCCCAGGAACUGCUAUCCUGCACAUAAAGUUCACUGAUGAUCCAACCACAGCCAUUUGCAAUGAUAGCGGAGGCUCAGUGUUUGAGCUCGCCUUCAAGAGAGUAAUGGGAGUGAGAUCCUGUGAGUCGCGCUGUUUGUUUAGUGGAGCGAAAGGUGAAGUUUGCUGUAUUGAGCCUUUACUUGUAAAGCCAGAGCUGAGAGAUCAUCCGAUUACACAGCAUGCACUACUGGCGAUGGCGUCUUUAACCAAGGUUAUGGUCAUUGGAUUGAAGCCCUCAUUGAAAGUUUGGCUGACGUUUCCAUAUGGAAAAGCGAAUCCAGCGAGUGUUCCACUUUUAUCUUGGCAAUUUGUUGCAGUGCAGAGUGCUGUAACGCCCAUGCUAGCCUUCUGUCGAGGGGAUGCCAUCCAUUUUCUUUUGGUGAAGAAAGAUGAAUCUGGGGCUAUCCACGUGAGCAAGCAGAAGCAGCUACACCUGCACUAUGAUCUCAUCAAUUUAACAUGGAUCAAUUCUAGGACACUGGCUCUACUGGACAGUGCAGAGAAACUGCAUGUGGUGGACCGUCAUAGUCAAGAAGAGCUGGAGAUCGUGGACAUUGCUGAAGUUCAGUUGGUUUACAACAGCAGCCACUUCAAAUCCCUGGCCACGGGUGGGAAUGUUAGCCAGGCUUUGGCUCUGGUUGGAGAAAAGGCAUGUUACCAGUCGGUCAGUGGUUAUGGAGGGCAAAUUAUCUACCUGGGAACUAAGUCAGUGCAUGUGAUUACCCUGAGGACUUGGCGGGAGAGAGUGGAUUACCUGUUGAAGCAGGAGCGGUUCAUUGAGGCACUAUCUCUGGCCUGGUCCUUUCAUGAAGGAAAAGCCAAAGCAGUAGUUGGUUUGUUUGGAGAUCAGAGCAAGCGGAAGGGUGUCGUGGCUGAUCGGAUGGCUGAAAUCCUGCUUCAGUAUGCUGACCGAGCUCUCAAGAAGUGUCCUGAACAAGGCAAACUUCAGGUUAUGGAGCAGCAUUUUGAGGACAUGGUACCCGUCAUGGUGGAUUAUUGUCUUCUGCUCGAGCGCAUAGAUCUUCUAUUUGGCCAGAUCUAUAAUAAACUGAGUGAGAUCUCAGUGGCAAAGGGAGUGUUUCUCGAAUGCCUGGAACCAUAUAUUUUGAAUGACAAGUUGCCAAGCAUCACCCCACUGGUAAUGAAGGACCUGCUCAUCCACUUUCAGGACAGGGACAUGAUGGAGAACAUUGAGGCAUGCAUAGUACAUAUGGACAUCACCAGCUUAGACAUUCAACAGGUGGUCCACAUGUGCUGGGAACACUGUCUAUAUGAUGCCAUGAUCUACGUGUACAACAGAGGAAUGAAUGAUUACAUCACUCCGAUGGAGAAAUUGUUCCAGGUUAUUGGUCCUCCUCUCCGAGCUGGCAAAUCCCUCUCAGAUGAACAAGUGGUCAUGGGUAAUAAAUUACUGGUAUAUAUAAGCUGCUGCCUGGCUGGACGAGCGUACCCUCUAGGUAAUAUUCCAGAGGACCUUGUCCCACUGGUGAAACAUCAGGUCUUUGAAUUUCUGAUCCGCUUGCACUCCACUGAAGUAGCUUCUGACGAAGAGUUGCAUCCUCAGAUCAGAACACUGCUUCACUUCGACACUCGGGAGUUCCUCAAUGUAUUGGCAUUGACAUUUGAAGACUUUAAAAAUGAUAAACAAGCGGUGGAACAUCAGCAGAGGAUUGUGGACAUUUUGCUUACGGUGAUGGUGGAGAAUUCGGACUUCACUCCAUCACAGGUUGGGUGUCUCUUCACCUUUCUGGCACGACAACUGGCAAAACCAGACAGCACACUUUUUGUCAACAGAAUGCUUUUUGAUCAGGUGAUUGGCAUUGGGUUCGGGGGAUUUGGCACUGUCAAAGAUGUGGAAGCAAAGCACCUCUCUUCACCUUCUUGGACAGAGGUUCUUGAAUUCCUGUGCAGUCCUGAUGAUGAGUCACGACAUGCUGAGAGGCAGCAGGUUCUUCUGGAGCUGCUUCAAGCUGGGGGAGUUGCACAGUUUGAUGAGAACAGACUGACUGCAAUGGCUGAGAAAGCUGCAUUCUAUCAAGUCUGUGAAUUCAUGUAUGAGAAGAAACAGCUGUAUGAUAAGAUCAUCCCCUGCUACCUGAAUGACCCAGUUAGGAAGGAGGAGAUUUUCAAUUAUGUCCACAAUAUGUUGUCCAUACCUGGCUACAGCGCUGAAGAGAAAGAGUCUGUGUGGAAUAAAACCAUGGAACACAUCAAGGACUUGGUGCCUAUCAAUCCUUCAAAAGCAGCUGAACUGGUGGCGGUACAUUUCUCUACAGAGCUCCAGGUGAUCGUGAACCAGUUAGAGGAUCAACACUUAGUAUUUCGGUUAUUACAAAGUCUGCUGGAUUCUUCAGAUGGCAUGCAGGUGAAUCGGGAGGUGCUGCAGCUGAACCCUGAUAUCCAUGAACAGUACCUUGACCUGCUUUGUCAGUAUGAUCCCCACCGGGUAAUUGAUUUCUUGAGAGUGUCGGAAUAUUACAGACUCGAAGAAGCCAUUCAGAUUGCAGAGAACCAUAAACUCCAUGAAGCCUCAGCCUUCCUAUUGGAGAAGAAGGGAGAUGUGCAUGCUGCCUUUGUUGUCCUGCUUGAGAUUUUGAAGCACAAGCUGUCAUUGUUUACCGAUGGUGCAAGAGAGAAAAAUGAAGAAACAGGGCAAGCUGCAGAAUCCACGUUAGAAGAGACCAUUGCAUUGUGUCAACGCAAUUCGCACAGUCUCAACCAACAGCAGCGGGAGGCAUUAUGGUUUCCAUUGCUUGAGGCUGUUAUGUCAGCCCAGAAAUUGUUGAAAGAUGGGUCAUCCAGCCCUGCCUUCGAAUCUCUGAAGCACCUGACAAAACAAGUUCUGAACAGCAUGACAGGAUUUAUAGCACUUCCAUCAAUUUUGCAGCGCAUAUUACAGGAUCCAAUGUAUGGAAAGGGAAAACUUGGAGAAAUUCAAACGCUUAUACUUGGCAUGUUAGACACCUUCAAUUACGAGCAAACACUGCUGGAGACCACAACCAACCUCCUGAACCAUGACCUCCAUUGGUCACUGUGCAACCUGCGUGGUGCAGUUAGUAGGGGAUUGAACCCCAAACAGGAACACUGCAGUGUCUGCCUACAGCAGUAUAAAAGGAGACAAGAAGGCAUAGAGGAAGUCAUCGUUUUCAGCUGUGGCCAUAUCUACCACUCUCAAUGUCUGCAGAGCAAAGACUGUGGGGUUCGGACUGAAGGGCAGACACAGUGGACCUGCUACAAGUGCAACUCUAGUAAUAAAGGCGGGAGACACAGAGAUUUGGGAUCAGAAGUCAACAAGAGCAGAAACACUUCUCUGGCACAGAUUAAAGUAACAUCGGCCUACUACUCAACCAGCGGAAACCCUGACAACAAGAAGCCAACAGAGGUGGCACUGGAACCACAGCAGAUCCAAGCCUUUGACCAGCUCCGACGCCUCUACAGAGGACCACCUAGGCUGGCAAUUCUCACAGAACUUUCUCGCAAUCGAAACAGUGACAAGCAAGGCCUAUUCCAUCCUGGUUCAGUGGCAAAUAGCGUCUUCCAAAAUGAAAACUUCCAACUGCGUUUGUCACCACCGCCAGUCAUUGAGGACUAGAGCCACUGGUGAAGUUUGUGCAAUCAGAUUGGACCCAAAACUCUUAACCUAUAACAGACGGUUUCAAAUGUUGAUUUAAUAUUAAGGCUAACAAUAUUAAUAGUUCCUAUGUAUCCAUUAAUUCUUAAAAACCUAAAGCUAAUAAACUUACGUUCUAUCUUA